Molecule: messenger RNA, 1320 nt
Organism: Somion occarium
Lineage: Eukaryota; Fungi; Basidiomycota; Agaricomycetes; Polyporales; Cerrenaceae
Source: the annotation of a GenBank genome assembly
AGUACGACGUUGUAUUUCGAUGAAUACUUGAUCUCCAAGAGUCAAAGCAGAACUAUCACGUCUUAUAAUAGAGCCUAACGUCUCUCACCAAGGACGUUCCAUCAUAUAGCCCACCAUAAUGGAGAGCGGACAUAUUGCGGCACGUCCUGUUGUAUUUGCAAACCAUCGAACUGAAAGCACGUUUGAACAGAUACCUAUCAUGUACGCCGGAACGCUUCGAGAUACCGCCCUCCUGAUGAAUUCAUUAGCCAUCCAAUAAACUUACGCUCGUUUCUAGCGAUCUACAGAAUAUGUUUUCAACGGAUCCCUCUGUAAGGCGUACUCUUGCCGACGACAUUCGAGAUGCUUGUAUCAACGUUGGCUUCUUCUACAGUGCUCAAGAAUCAUUCAAUACCAACAGAAUGCAUCGAGAAGGCUGUAGCAGCUGCCAAGCGGUUCUUCUCACUACCGAUCGCUGAUAAGUCGGCCCUUGACAUCCACAAGUCUCCUAACUUCAAAGGAUACACGGCCCUCCUCGGAGAGAAUACGAACCCUGAGAAUCGCGGGGAUUUGCAUGAGGGCUUUGACAUUGGUUGGGAAGAAAUGUCAGGCUCUUCUCGUUCCGACGAUGGUGCCAUGACAGGCGACAAUGUGUGGCCAGAAAAGUUGCCCGGCUUUCGAGAGGCCGUCCUUGACUAUUACCAUGCAGCUGUAAGAUUUAGUAGAGCGUUGUUCCCACUCUUCGCCCUUGCACUGGAUCUACCAGAGGAUUUUUUUGACGAUAAAAUAACGAAACCGGCUGCCAUCAUGCGACUACUAUACUACCCUCCACAAAGUGGUGAAGUCGACGAUCGCAUUGAAGGGAUUGGAGCACACACUGAUUACGAGUGCUUCACCAUCCUCUGGCAAGAUGAAAUACCCGCACUUCAGGUGUUGAACAACGAUGGGAAAUGGAUAAAUGCGGUGCCUAUUCCAGGCACGCUAGUUGUGAAUCUUGGUGACCAAUUCGCUCGUUGGACGAAUGAUGUAUUCAAAUCUACCGUCCACCGUGCAGUCAACCGUGGUGGGGUAGAGCGGUACUCGAUCCCACUUUUCUUCGGUACGGACUAUGAUGUGAAGCUUGAGGCCCUGCCGAGCUGCGUUUCUGAGGAUAUGCCGGCGAAGUACGAAGUUGUGACAGCAGGCGACUACGUGAAGUCUAGAUUGGAGGCUACAUAUGCCCAUUCGAAGUGAUUCAUGCUUCGCAUCUGUUCAGACGAUGACCGAUUGGCUUCCGAUCGACGUGAUCGACCUGUACAAUAAACUUGGAGUGACUUGAUGAAUGAAGGAUUUCCACAUACC